AGGCGAUGAGAGGAACUUCCCACUGAGGCGAGCGGACUUCGUUGUUGGGUCAGGGCGAGUUCCUGAGGCGUGCUGCCUGCGCCUAGAAAACAGUCCGGAAAGCUCCGGGGUUUUCUAAAGCGGAAACGUUUAGAGGUGAACGUGGAGAAAUAUAUAUUCCAAAGAACUAGGGUUUUGUACAGUGUGGUACGACGGUCUUGCCCUUUUCCAAGAUGGCGGCGCGGCUUCCCUGAGUGUCUUACUUCCGCUCGUCUGCCGGGAGGCGCUCUUUAUUGGCCCGUGGACGGGCGCUGUGGCUUGAUUCACAGGGGCGUUGACCAAUCCGCGGAGAGCUGAGCUGGACUUGGCGGUGGGAGCCUGAGUCCGGCUCUUGCUGUUGUGGGCACGGACUGCUACGGCCAGUUUGUUUUUAGACUAUGGCAACAUAUCUGGAGUUCAUUCAGCAGAAUGAAGAGCGGGAUGGUGUGCGUUUCAGUUGGAAUGUGUGGCCUUCCAGCCGACUUGAGGCUACGAGAAUGGUUGUUCCUCUGGCUUGUCUUCUUACACCUUUGAAAGAACGUUUAGAUUUGCCACCUGUACAAUAUGAACCCGUGCUCUGCAGCAGGCCAACCUGCAAAGCCAUUCUUAAUCCACUUUGUCAGGUCGAUUAUCGGGCAAAACUUUGGGCCUGUAAUUUCUGUUUCCAAAGAAAUCAGUUUCCUCCAGCUUAUACAGGCAUAUCUGAGGUGAAUCAGCCUGCUGAAUUAAUGCCCCAGUUUUCUACAAUUGAGUAUGUGAUACAGCGAGGUCCACAGACUCCUCUAGUCUUUCUCUAUGUGGUUGACACAUGCCUAGAAGAAGAAGACCUUCAAGCACUCAAAGAAUCUCUACAAAUGUCCCUGAGUCUUCUUCCUCCAGAUGCUCUGGUGGGUUUGAUCACAUUUGGGAGGAUGGUGCAGGUUCACGAAUUGAGUUGUGAAGGAAUCUCCAAAAGUUAUGUCUUUCGAGGGACCAAGGAUUUAACUGCAAAGCAGAUACAGGAUAUGCUUGGCCUGACCAAGCCUGCCAUGCCCAUGCAACAAGCAAGACCUCAACCACAGGAGCACCCUUUUGUUUCAAGCAGGUUUCUGCAGCCUGUUUACAAGAUUGACAUGAACCUCACUGACCUUCUUGGGGAGCUGCAGAGGGACCCUUGGCCUGUAACUCAGGGGAAGAGACCUUUGCGAUCCACUGGUGUUGCUUUGUCUAUUGCUGUUGGCUUGUUGGAGGGCACUUUUCCAAAUACAGGAGCCAGGAUUAUGGUGUUUACAGGGGGUCCCCCGACCCAAGGUCCUGGAAUGGUGGUUGGAGAUGAAUUAAAGGUUCCUAUUCGUUCUUGGCAUGAUAUUGAGAAAGAUAAUGCACGUUUUAUGAAGAAAGCAACCAAGCACUAUGAAAUGCUUGCUAAUCGAACUGCUACAAAUGGCCACUGCAUUGAUAUUUAUGCUUGUGCCCUUGAUCAAACUGGACUUUUGGAGAUGAAAUGCUGUGCAAAUCUUACUGGAGGCUACAUGGUGAUGGGAGAUUCUUUCAACACAUCUCUCUUCAAGCAGACAUUCCAAAGAAUUUUUAGUAAAGAUUUUAAUGGAGAUUUCCGAAUGGCAUUUGGUGCUACUUUAGAAGUAAAGACCUCCCGGGAACUGAAGAUUGCGGGAGCUGUUGGUCCUUGUGUAUCUCUGAAUGUGAAAGGACCAUGUGUGUCAGAAAAUGAACUUGGUGUCGGUGGCACAAGUCAAUGGAAAAUCUGUGGUCUGGAUGCCACAUCUACACUUGGCAUCUACUUUGAAGUAGUCAAUCAGCACAACGCCCCGAUUCCCCAAGGAGGCCGAGGCGCCAUCCAAUUUGUCACGCAGUAUCAACACUCCAGCACUCAGAGACGCAUCCGUGUGACCACCAUUGCCCGAAAUUGGGCAGAUGCACAGAGUCAGUUCAAGCACAUAGAAGCAGCAUUUGACCAGGAGGCUGCAGCAGUCUUGAUGGCACGGCUGGGAGUGUUCCGAGCGGAGUCAGAGGAGGGGCCCGACAUACUUCGAUGGCUGGACCGACAACUCAUUCGACUGUGUCAGAAGUUUGGACAGUAUAACAAGGAAGACCCCACUUCUUUUAGGUUAUCAGACUCCUUCUCUCUGUAUCCUCAGUUCAUGUUCCAUCUUAGAAGAUCUCCAUUUCUUCAAGUGUUUAACAACAGUCCUGAUGAGUCGUCGUAUUACAGACACCAUUUUGCCCGACAGGAUUUGACCCAGUCCCUCAUCAUGAUCCAGCCCAUUCUCUAUUCCUAUUCGUUCCAUGGACCACCAGAGCCAGUACUAUUGGACAGCAGCAGCAUUCUAGCUGACAGAAUUUUGCUGAUGGAUACUUUCUUCCAAAUUGUCAUUUAUUUUGGUGAGACUAUAGCCCAGUGGCGUAAAGCUGGGUACCAGGACAUACCUGAGUAUGAAAACUUCAAGCACCUUCUGCAGGCACCAUUGGAUGAUGCUCAAGAAAUUCUGCAAGCGCGCUUCCCAAUGCCACGUUACAUUAACACAGAACAUGGAGGCAGUCAGGCUCGAUUUCUUUUGUCCAAAGUGAAUCCAUCUCAGACACACAAUAACCUGUAUGCUUGGGGACAGGAAACGGGAGCACCCAUCCUAACUGACGACGUUAGCUUGCAGGUAUUCAUGGAUCAUUUGAAGAAGCUGGCUGUCUCCAGUGCCUCUUAAGCUGGGCACAUGAGCUGGAAACUAAAGAAAACACUGUCUGUUGUAUUCAUGAUUGUUUAUAAAAGCUUAAUAACAUUCCUUUUGUUUUCUUUUGGAUUUAAAUAAAUAAUCAAAGGAAGUAUUGUAUGUAAGUCUUUAUAAUUUAUUUGUAUUAUCUGUGCCUCUCCUUGCAUCAUAAAAUUAUAAGGUCAUAAAUGUUUUGGUACUUAUACAUGUUUAUUUACUUUUAGUAUACUAAUUUUACAGUCUCUGUAAAAUCAGAGUUUUGUAUUUUGGCAGCCUGCUUAGAUGAAAACCAUAACGGUCAGAAACGAAAUAAAUUUGAAUGAAGAGAGCAUUGGCGAAAAUAAUGCUAACACAGAUCUGAUUUUCUGA
Molossus molossus (Pallas's mastiff bat) is the source of this 3092-nucleotide messenger RNA. RefSeq names its product SEC23 homolog B, COPII coat complex component (gene SEC23B). Gene Ontology annotation, biological process: intracellular protein transport; endoplasmic reticulum to Golgi vesicle-mediated transport; COPII-coated vesicle budding. The transcript has 20 exons. Gene Ontology annotation, molecular function: GTPase activator activity; zinc ion binding. The record is from RefSeq and is a predicted model, not a curated record. The coding region runs from base 417 to 2717 and encodes 766 amino acids. Lineage: Eukaryota; Metazoa; Chordata; Mammalia; Chiroptera; Molossidae. Gene Ontology annotation, cellular component: endoplasmic reticulum exit site; COPII vesicle coat.